Molecule: messenger RNA, 6478 nt
Organism: Bubalus bubalis (water buffalo)
Lineage: Eukaryota; Metazoa; Chordata; Mammalia; Artiodactyla; Bovidae
Product: beta-crystallin A2
Exons: 37
Coding region: 502-6417 (1971 amino acids)
Biological process (GO): lens development in camera-type eye; visual perception
Molecular function (GO): structural constituent of eye lens
Source: RefSeq, a predicted model, not a curated record
ACAACAUGGCGGCGGUGUGAGUUCUGAGCGUUGGUCCCAGCGACCCGGCGAGCUGCGCGAGUGGCCAGAGAAGGUAUCUGUCUUAGGAGACUGUCUCCUUUGGGAAGUCGUGACGGGGUGCCCUCAGUGUCCGUCGGAGAGCCCUGAGGUACUAAGACUUGGGUGAGAUCAGCCUGGAGAUCUCUUAGAGAGUCCAGAGGCAGAGGCUGUUUGUAGAAUGCCCUAUGGUUACAGCCAUUACUGAGCCAGGGAAGUACUACAAAGCCAUCCAACAGCAGAAAAGUAAUGGGGCCUUCCUCCCUGUCUCACCAUCUUGCAUCUCUUUGAUUCCAUCUGAAUGUUCACUUCCAAUUGAAGAGGAGGCCAGCCAUGUUCAGAGGCAACAAGUAGAGAGUAAAAGCCAGCUCCUGACUGGCAGGAACUCUUGGCUUAGCCAGAGAGCUUCCUUCGGACUUGUGUUCCUGGCACCCAGUGCUCAUUGAAGCAGCCCUCAGCCUCCUCAUGAGGACUAGGGACAGCGGGGACUGCACCACGAACUCCGGAUCAUGCCUGAGUGCCAGCACGGUGGCCUUUCCCACCAUCACUGGCAGCAGCAUGGCCAUGAGUGCCUACAGCAGCAGCAAUGCCAGUGCCUUUCCUGCCAGCUCCAUGGACACUCAGUUGUGCUUCCCAAAGAAGCAGGACAAAGUGAAGAAGAGGGUCAUCUGGGACAUUGAGGUGGCUGAGGAGCUACAAUGGAAAGGCUGGGUGUUGGGGAAGGAGAUCACCAAAAACCUGGUUCUGAAAAAUCUCUCCUUGAAAAUCCAGAAGAUAAAAUACAGGCCCCCCAAGACCAAGUUCUUCUUCACGGUCGUCCCCCAGCCCAUCUUCCUGAGCCCAGGCCUAACCCUCUCACUCCCUGUCAUCUUCCGCCCUCUGGAGAAGAAGGAGUACGUGGACCAGCUGUGGCUCGAGAAAGCAGAGGGGAUGUUCUGUGUGGACCUGAGAGCCACCCUGCCCUGCCACAGUCUGAUCUGCCCACCAUCCCUGCAGUUGCCCAUGUGCGCCAUGGGGGACAUGGCUGAGGCCUGGUUCUGCCUGGAAAAUGUGGGAGACCUGCCUACCUUCUUCACCUGGGAGUCCCCCAGCCCAUUCCAGAUGCUGCCGCCCAUGGGGCUGCUGGAACCAGGCCAGGCCUGCCGGGUCAAGGUGACCUUCCAGCCCCCAAUGGCUGUCAUCUAUGAAGCCCAGGCCACGUGCUGGUAUGGGGAGGGCAGCAAGCAGAAGAGCAGCAUCCAGCUGCAGGCUGUGGCCAAAUGCGCCCAGCUGCUGGUGAGCAUAAAGCAGAGGCGCCCGGAGGACCAGGAUGCUGAAGGCUUCCAGAAAGUGCUGCACUUUGGCUCUGUUGCUGUGGGCUGCACCGCUGAGAGGCAGAUCAAGCUGUAUAACCCGUCAGCAGUGAGCGCCCCCUUCAGGAUCGAAGUGGCCCCAGACAUGCUGGUCAAAGACCAGGCCUUCUCGUGCCCCACGGCCCAUGGCAUCGUGCCCCCUGGAGAGAAGAAAUUCGUGUCGGUGUUCUUCCGCCCUGAGACCUUGGACGUCAGGACCAUGGACUACUUGUCCAUCGUGCCCUCUGGCUGUGCCUCUCAGACCCUGCUCAAAGUCGUUGGUUUCUCUAGAGGUCCUGCCCUGUGGCUGCAGCACCACUGCGUUGACUUCAGUUGGGUCAACCUUGGGACCCGCUCAGAGCAGUCCCUGCGGAUGGAGAACAAGUCGGACUGCACAGCCUACUUCCACUUUGACAUCGACUGUCAGGAGAGCGUCUUCAGCAUCAGACCUGCCUUUGGGACCCUGGUGGGCAAGGCCUGCAUGACCCUGUGCUGUGUCUUCCAGCCCACUCAACCCAUCAUCUACUGGCGGCGGGUGGCCUGUCUCAUCCACCACCAGGACCCACUGUUCCUGGACCUGAUUGGGACAUGCCACUCAGAGAGCACCAAGCCAGCCAUCCUCCGGCCUCAGCAUCUCACGUGGUACCGCACGCACCUGGUGCGGGGCCUGACGCUCUACCCGCCUGACAUCCUGGGCAUCAUGCUGAGGGAGAGGAAGCUGGAGCAGGAUAAGAAUGGCGCCCUGAUGCUCCCCAUCGAGGACUCAGAGGACAUACCGGCCCCGCAGUAUCCCCUCAUUCCCCCGAUGACUGAGUACUUCUUCGACGGCACCAAUGACGUGGCCAUCUUUCCCCCGCCCGUCAGCAUUGAGCCCGUCGAGGUGGAUUUCGGUGCCUGCCCCAGGCCCAAGGACCCCAGCCCCAUUCCCCUGUGCCUGAUGAACCACACCAACGGCAAGAUCACCGUGGCCUGGACAUGCAGGGCUGACUGCCCCUUCUGGGUGACCCCAAACACCUUUGAUGUGCCCCCUCUCAAGUCCACAGCCCUGCGCCUGCACUUCCAGCCGCCUCACCCCAACGGCCUGUAUGCUGUGGAGCUUGAAGCCUUCGCCGUCUAUAAGGUCCUGCAAAGCUACAACAACAUCGAAGAGGACUGCACUGUGUGCCCGUCCUGGUGCUUGACACUCAGGGCGCAAGGCCACAGCUAUUGCCCUGGCUUGGAGCACCACAUCCCUCAGUACACCCUGCACGCCCCCAAGCUCUUUCCUGCAGUGCCCCCCAGCGAACCCUCCUACCGCAGCCUGCUCCUCGUCAACAAAGGCUCCAUGCUGCUCACCUACAGCCUGGGCCCCAAAAGCAGCUUGGACAUCUCCCUGCGGCCCUGCUCGGGCCUCCUGGGCCCUGGGGCCCACAAGGUCCUCCUCACCUAUACCUACCCUAAGGGCAGCUCCUGGAAGCAGCACAUUUUUUACCUGCAGUUCAAUUCCUGUCCCCAGUAUCUCAAGGAGGUGACCAUGCAGAGCCGCGAGGAGCCGCUGCAGCUGAAGCUGGACACCUGUAAAAGCGUCUUUUUCAAGCCCACCUGGGUGGGUUGCUCCUCCACCAGCCUCUUCACCUUCCGAAACCCCUCCCGUCUGCCACUGGAAUUUGAGUGGAGGGUCUCCCAGCAGCACCGAAAGAUGCUGGCUGUCCAGCCCGCCAGAGGGAUUAUCCAGCCCAAUGAGAGCCUUACGCUGACCUGGACCUUCAGCCCCCUGGAGGAGACCAAGUACCUGUUCCGAGUCGGGAUGUGGGUCUGGGAAGCCGGCCUGCCCCCAAACACCAAGCCCUCCGCCACUACCCACUACAUGCUCCGGCUGGUGGGCAUGGGCAUCACCAGCAGCCUGUCCGCACAGGAAAAGGAACUGGACUUUGGGAACAUGCUGGUGAAUGGCAAGCAGACCAGGAUGCUGGUGCUCCUGAACGAUGGCAACUGCACCCUCCACUACCGCCUCUUCCUGGAACAGAGUAACCCCAUGGCUGUCGAGAAUGGUCCCCUCGCUCUGCAGCUGGACCGCACAGAGGGGAGCAUGCCGCCCCGGUCCCAGGAUGCCAUCUGCCUGACUGCCUGUCCCAAACACCGGUCCCAGUACUCCUGGACCAUCAGUUAUGCUCUCGUCUCCCACAGAGAUAACAAGGCUGGGGAGAAGCAGGAGCUGUGUCACGUGUCCCUGACGGCCGUGUACCCCCUCCUCUCCAUCCUGGAUAUCUGCUCCAUGGGCAGCGCCGAGGGCAUCACCCGGAAGCAACUGUGGCACCUCUUCUCCCUGGACCUGCUCAACAGCUACUUGGAGCGUGACCCCACACCCUGGGAACUCACCUACAAGGUGCCCACCCGGCACAGCACCAGCCAGAUCCCCCCUGUCUUCACCGCUCUGAAGCUCAAUUUCAAUUUUGGGGCAGCACCGAUAGAUGCCCCACCCUCCGUGGUGCUCUUGGCCCUGAAGAACAGUGGCAUGGUGCCCCUGGACUGGGCCUUCCUCUUCCCGAGUGACCAGCAGAUCGACCUGGAGCUCUGGGCAGAGAAGGCAGAGUUUGACUGCACCGAGCUGCACCAGAUGCGCGCACAGGACAAUUGCAUCUUCUCCAUCAGCCCCAAGGCUGGGAGCCUGAGUCCCGGGCAAGAGCAGAUGGUGGAGCUCAAAUACAGCCAUCUGUUCAUCGGCACUGAUCGCCUCCCAGUGCUCUUCAAGGUGUCCCAUGGCCGGGAGAUCCUGCUCAAUUUCAUAGGUGUGACGGUGAAGCUGGAGCAGAAGUAUGUGCACUUCACCUCCACCAGCCAUCAGUUCAUCCCUGUCCCCAUUGGCGACACAUUGCCCCCAAGGCAGAUUUAUGAGUUGUAUAAUGGUGGCUCGGUGCCCGUAACAUAUGAGAUCCAGACCAACAUCCUGUCACAGGUUCAGGAAAAAAAUUUUGAUCACCCCAUCUUCUGCUGCCUCAACCCCAAAGGGGAGAUCCAGCCAGGCACAACUGCCCAGGUCUUCUGGAUCUUCUCGCCUAUUGAGGCUAAGACCUACACGGUAGAUGUGCCCAUACACAUCCUGGGAUGGAACUCAGCCGUCAUCCGCUUCCAGGGAGUGGGCUAUGACCCCCACAUCCUGGGGGACGCGGCCCCAUUCCACAACCUCUCCUUGUGGGACAACAAUGCCAUCCACUCAAGGCUGAUGGUACCUGGACAGAAUGUCUUCCUGUCCCAGUCACAUAUCUCCCUGGGAAACAUUCCUGUGCAGAGCAAGUGCAGCCGCCUGCUGUUCCUUAACAACAUCUCCAAGAAUGAGACAAUUGUCUUUGCCUGGCAGCUGAAGCCUCUAGACUUUGGGGAGGUGUCCGUGAGUCCUAUGAAAGGAAAGGUGGCUCCCGAGGAGACAGUCCCAUUCAUGGUGACCCUGAAGGCCUCAGUGCAUGCCAGCUUCUAUAGCAUGGACCUGGUAUGCAAGGUGUACCAGCAGGAACCCCUGAGGCAGUAUCGUAAGGAACUGCAGGAGUGGAAAGACGAGAAGCUGCGGCAGGAAGUGGAGUUCACCAUCACAGAUAGGAAAGUGAAGAAAAGGGCGUAUUGUACAGCUUGUGAGCCUGCGAGAAAGUACAAGACUCUGCCUCCCAUCAAGAACCAGCAGGAUCUCAACCGGCCGACCAGCUGGAACCUCAAAAUGGCAAAGGAGGAGACAUUCUGGCCAUGCCCCCAGCCGCCGUCGCCAGGCAUGCUCUGCCUAGGCCUCACUGCCCGUGCCCAUGCCACCGACUACUUCCUGGCCAACUACUUCUCUGACUUUCCCCGCCACUUCUUGCACUGGGAGCUGCCAAAGAGGUGCCCCAAGGUGGCGUCGGAGGCUGGUGAGGAAGAAUCCCCUGACAAGUGGGCCUCUGUCUCCAAGCAGGAGAAGCAGCUUCUGAUUGACUGCCUCUCCGCCAUCAUCAGGGGCCUGCUGGAAGACAAGCUCUUCCAUGAGGCUGUGGGACAAAACCUGGUGGAACAAAUGCCUUACUUCGGCCAGUUCUGGAAUGAGCAGUCGGCCAGGUUCGUGGCCCACAACAGCAGUCUGCACAUGGUGCCAGCCCUGUCUCAGUCCUCCAAGAGCUCAGAGUUCAGCAAAGAGAAGGAGGAGGAGGAGGAGGACAAACGGAGGCUGGGGAGUAAGGAGCAGGAAGAAGAGGAGGAGAAGGAAGAGGAAGAAGAGGAGGAGCUGGAGGAGGAGGAAGAGGAGGAGGAGGAGACGGAAGAGGAGGAGGAGAUGGGUGAGGAAGAGCUGCGAGAGCAGGAGGGGGAAGACAAGGGGGAGAAGUUGCCCUGGACAGAGGUGAAGCCCACGCUGCAGCCCACAUCCCAGGAGUCCCUGAAAUGGCAGUGGCAGCAGCAGAUGAAGGCCUUACUGAAGGAGAGGCAAGAGCAGGAUGAGAAGGAGGCCAUCAGCCGCGCCAUGAGCAGCGCCCCCGCGCAGGGUCCCGCGCCCGCCAGCCUCACGCUCUGGGAUGAGGAGGACUUCCAGGGCCGCCGCUGCAGGCUGCUGAGUGACUGCGCCAACAUCGGCGAGCGCGGAGGCCUGCGCCGGGUGCGCUCGGUCAAGGUGGAAAAUGGCGCUUGGGUGGCCUUCGAGUACCCUGACUUCCAAGGACAGCAGUUCAUUCUAGAGAAGGGUGACUAUCCUCGCUGGAGUGCCUGGAGCGGCAGUGCCGGCCACCACAGCGACCAGCUGCUCUCCUUCCGGCCAGUGCUCUGCGCGAACCACAGUGACAGUCGUGUGACACUGUUUGAGGGGGAAAACUUCCAGGGCUGCAAGUUUGAACUCAAUGAUGACUACCCAUCCCUGCCUUCCAUGGGCUGGGCCAGCAAGGAUGUGGGUUCCCUCAAAGUCAGCUCUGGAGCGUGGGUGGCCUACCAGUAUCCGGGCUACCGGGGCUACCAGUAUGUGUUGGAGCGGGACCGCCACAGUGGGGAGUUCCGUAACUACAGCGAAUUCGGCACGCAGGCCCACACCGGGCAACUGCAGUCCAUCCGGAGAGUCCAGCACUAAGUUUCACAGCCCCAGCGCCUCCCCUGAGGACCCUCAAUAAAGGCUCCUGAACCUGCCUGCC